AUGGUCUGUGCUGACCAUGAAUCUAGGAUGGGUGCCCACCGUAUAUUCUCUGUGGUUCUGGUCCCAUCUUCUGUUUGUCCAAACUCAGUUCCAAAGUCUAGAAGGCCUGCUGAUAUGCAGAGGACACUGUCAAGAACCGUGUCUGUGUUCUCUUCUUCAGCUGCACUGUUUAGAAAACUAAAGGUGGAAGCAGAUAACUCUGUAGAUGGUGCUGCAAAGAUUGAGAGAGUCUCAACGCUUAGCAGGUCACAGUCAAGGUUUGCUAGUAGAGGUGAGAGUUUUGAUGAGGAGGAGCCAAAGAACAACACAAGUUCAGUCUUGAGCAGGUUGAAGUCAAGUUACAGCAGGAGUCAAAGUGUGAAAAGGAACCCAUCAUCAAUGGUAUCUGAUCAGAAUCCUUUGGGAGAUUCAGGAGAGAAACCAGUGAUACCUUUAAGAUUAAGCAGCCACCAGAUUUGUCUUUUGCUUUCAUCCAUUUGGGUGCAGUCUUUGUCUCCUCACAACAUGCCACAAAAUUAUGAAGCCAUUGCUAAUACAUAUAGCUUAGUACUUCUAUUUGGAAGGACUAAGAACUCAAGCAAUGAAGUCUUGGUAUGGAGCUUUCAGCUAGCAUUUUCUUUGAGGAAUCUUUGUCUUGGAGGACCAUUGCAGCCAUCAAGGCGUAGAUCACUCUUCACUCUGGCUACAUCAAUGAUCAUUUUCUCAGCAAGAGCCUUUAACAUCCCUCCUCUUGUGAAUAGCGCCAAAACCGCUCUACAGGAGAAAACGGUAGACCCGUUUCUACAACUGAAGGAAGAUUCCAAGCUAGAUGCUGUGUUCUAUGGACAAGAAGAGCAACCAGAAAAGAGUUAUGGAUCAAAAGAAGACGAUGAAGAUGCUUUAAAAUCACUUGUGGCUAUAGAAGAAACUACACAGAGUCAACCUCGAGAACAUUACGCUGCAAUGAUUAUGAAGUUUCUAGGAAAACUAUCAGAUCAAGACUCGUCGUCUAUAAAGGAGCAGCUAGUUUCAGAUUUUAUACCUAUCGACGGUUGUCCUGUUGGAACACAGUUGACAGAUUCUCCAGUUCAUACUCACCGUUCUGAAAAUAAAAACAACAAACCACGAGAAAUGGAUGAAACUCAGUCUCUUAUACCGGAGAUUGAUGCAGCGCCGACUCCUCCAGAGGAUCAGCUUGCUCUUGAUACACAACCUAAUGCCAAAACCGCGUUCCUCCUAAGCAUCGAUGAACUUCUUAGUGCAGUGUCUCAGACAACAGCACAGUUAGGGAGAUACUCAGUGUCUGAUCCACCAGACAUGACAUACACAGAAAUGGCAGGACAUUGCGAGGCACUUCUCAUGGGGAAGCAAGAGAAGAUGUCUUUCAUGUCUGCAAAAAGCAACAAGUUCAGCAACCAAACUAAAGAGAGUAGUACUACUGAUUUGCCUGGUGGUGGUGGGAAUCCAUUUCUGGAUCAGACAAACUCUUGGGAUCAGACUAUGGGAAUGGGUGCACCUGCAGCGGCUUCGAAUAUGUGUGUCACUGAGUACCAAAACCAUCCUACUCCUUUCUUUAAUCCUCCAAGUUCCACUCCUUUUGACAACUUCCUUAAACCCGUUGGUUCCUCCUAAUUAGUUAUUUAUCUUUGUCUCUCUUCCAUAUUUAUUACUCUUUAUAGAACGUGAAUAACUAUAACUUAUUCCAUAAAGAAGAUGCAAAAAUG
Molecule: messenger RNA, 1703 nt
Organism: Eruca vesicaria subsp. sativa (arugula)
Lineage: Eukaryota; Viridiplantae; Streptophyta; Magnoliopsida; Brassicales; Brassicaceae
Source: the annotation of a GenBank genome assembly